Molecule: messenger RNA, 621 nt
Organism: Lolium perenne
Lineage: Eukaryota; Viridiplantae; Streptophyta; Magnoliopsida; Poales; Poaceae
Source: RefSeq, a predicted model, not a curated record
AUGCUGGCGUCAAAGACGGUGUCGAUGUGCACCCCGCAGACGACGCAGGGCACUCACGUGUUCGACAUCUUCGGGUACAUCCAGCACAGGAACAUGGCCGUCAGCAAUUACAUAAGGUCCGGCUCUUUCUCCAUCGGCGGUCAUGACUGGUACAUCGUCCUCUUCCCCGAUGGACGGAGUGAGUUUGAGAAGCUGACCUACAUUCAGGAUGAUCGCCUGACAAUCGAAUGCAAUGUCACCGUUUUCAAAGAACCGCAUGUGUCUGAAACCAAAUCGUUCCCUGAGAUCGAGGCGCUACCGUCCGACUUAACUGAACAUCUUUGCAAGUUGUUUCACGAAAAAGAGGGAAUGGGUGUUACUUUCAGUGUUGGAGGCCAGACCUUUGGGGCUCACAAGGUCGUGCUAGCCAUGCGGUCACCAGUAUUCAAAGCAGAAUUCUAUGGGCCGAUGACGGAGGCGAGGGCAGAGUUGGUGACCACUGACCAGGCUGAAAGAAAGAAAUGCAUUGCUCCAUUGUCUCUGCACAUAAAUGUGUCUUCUUACGAAAUUAAUGUUAGAACCUUGACGGGAUUCACUCGCACCAAUUUGUUGUGGGAUAGAAAUGUGCAACAAAGAAUAUAA